AUGCCCAAGUGACACUUACUCUCUGAACACAUUCUACUGGGUACCAAAAUGGCCUUGCCUAUGAACACGUCUGGAUCUGGCAAUGGAUCUGUGCAACCAACCGUAGCGGAGGGGACCACUUUGCGCUGGGCAGCUCUGCUCAUCUUGAUGGUCAUCAUCCCUACCAUUGGGGGGAAUAUUCUCGUCAUACUGGCCGUAUCCUUGGAGAAAAAGUUGCAAUAUGCCACCAAUUACUUCCUCAUGUCUCUGGCAGUGGCCGAUUUGCUGGUUGGAUUGUUUGUGAUGCCAAUAGCCCUUCUGACUAUAAUGUUUGAGAUUGCAUGGCCUCUUCCACGGGAUCUGUGCCCAGUCUGGCUGUUCCUUGAUGUCCUCUUUUCCACAGCCUCCAUCAUGCAUCUCUGUGCCAUCUCAAUGGACCGCUACAUUGCCAUAAAAAAGCCAAUCCAAGCAAGUCAGUACAACUCGCGGGCCACAACCCUCAUCAAAAUAACAGUAGUGUGGCUGAUCUCAAUAGGCAUUGCUAUUCCAAUCCCAAUCCGAGGCAUAGAAGAAGGUGUUGAAAACUUCCCAAACUUCACUUGUGUGCUUAAACCUGAUCGUUUUGGAGACUUCAUGCUAUAUGGUUCAGUAGCUGCCUUCUUUGUGCCGCUGGCCAUCAUGGUGGUCACUUACUUUCUCACGAUCAGAGUCCUCCGCAAGAAAGCCUACUUGAUCAACAAACCGCCUCAGCGCCUGACCUGGAGUACGGUGUCUACGGUAUUCCAGCGGGAUAUGACACCCGGAUCAUCACCAGAAAAGGUGGCCAUGUUGGACGGCUCUAGGAAGGACAAGCCUUUGCCUAAUGGAAAUGAAGAAUUGCUAAUGCGCAGGAUGUCCACACUUGGGAAGAAGUCAGUCCAGACUAUCACCAAUGAACAGCGUGCCUCCAAAGUCUUGGGGAUUGUAUUCUUCCUCUUUUUGUUGAUGUGGUGCCCAUUCUUCAUAACCAACAUCACUUCUGUUCUGUGCAAAUCCUGCAGUGAGACGUUCAUCCAAACACUUAUGGAGAUAUUUGUUUGGAUCGGUUAUGUUUCGUCAGGUGUGAACCCGCUGGUCUAUACCCUUUUCAACAAGACAUUCAGGGAGGCCUUUGGAAGAUACAUCACUUGCAAUUACCAGACCUCAACUCCUGGGACGGCCCUUCGGAAAUGCUCCAGCAGGCUCUCGUUCAGAAAUUCCGUGGCAGAGAAUUCAAAACUUUUCAUGAUGCACCACGGAAUGCGAAAUGGGAUUAAUCCAGUAAUGUACCAAAGCCACAAGCUUUGCAGCUCACCAAUCCAGUCUUCAUCAGCCAUACUGCUGGAUACACUGCUACUUACAGAGAAUGAAGUUGAUAAAACAGAAGAGCAAGUCAGCUAUGUAUAGCUGAAUGAAAAACACAAGCCACACACCCUAAACCCAUUGACAAAUGCCCAGUAUGUAUAUGUGGUUUCCAUC
This is a messenger RNA of Rhineura floridana, 1476 nucleotides long. It is a transcript of the gene HTR2B, whose product is annotated as 5-hydroxytryptamine receptor 2B. The transcript has 3 exons. Gene Ontology annotation, biological process: regulation of behavior; vasoconstriction; chemical synaptic transmission. NCBI's taxonomy places the organism in Eukaryota, Metazoa, Chordata, Lepidosauria, Squamata, Rhineuridae. The record is from RefSeq and is a predicted model, not a curated record. Gene Ontology annotation, cellular component: dendrite; plasma membrane. Gene Ontology annotation, molecular function: G protein-coupled serotonin receptor activity; neurotransmitter receptor activity.